AUAGAAUAGUUCAUAGCUGCAAUAUAUUAAAAACGCAUAAAUUGGCUUUUAGACAUUUUUUCAUAAAAAAAUUUAACAAUGGAUUUCAAUACCGUUUUUUAUUUUUUAUUUUUGUUUUUUCAUCUUCAAGUAAAAGCUUUAAUAAUUAAAGAUAAUAACGAAGAAGAUACUCCAAAUUGGCCAGAAUCAUGGGUUAGAACUCUGAAACAAGAGCAACUCAAUCGAUUAUUUCUUUCAUUUGGCUAUUUUAAUACGAAUUUUGAAGACUAUGCCUUAGACAAUGAUAAACUGAAAUUAAUCAUGACUGAUGAGGAAAUUGAAUUCAUAACUGAAAAAUUUGACAAAAAUAAAAACGAAAAAAUUGAAUUUAAUGAAUUUUUGUAUUUGAUGGAGGCCCAAGAGUUUGAUAAAAAAAUGGAUGAUGUUGAUUUUAUAUCUAAAGUUAUAAAAAAAAUAGAAUUAAAUGGCGUUGUGUUCAAGGAAGACUUAAAAGAAGCAAUUGAUAAACUAGGGUUUAUUUUCAGUGAAAAAUAUAAUGAUUUAUUUGAUCAAAAUCAAGGAAAAAUAGAAACAAAGGAUGCUUUGAAAUUACUAACUGUAAGAGAAAUACAGUAAAACUAACAUUACACGUUACGCAAACAUUGCAUUAAUUAAAUAAGUGAUUUGUAUAAUUAUAUAUUAAUGCAUUAAAAAAUAUCUUUAAACAAUCAACUUACUAUAAAAUAAAAUUUUUAUUUUGUAAUA
Daktulosphaira vitifoliae (grape phylloxera) is the source of this 744-nucleotide messenger RNA. RefSeq lists its product as uncharacterized. NCBI's taxonomy places the organism in Eukaryota, Metazoa, Arthropoda, Insecta, Hemiptera, Phylloxeridae. The transcript is spliced from 4 exons. Gene Ontology annotation, molecular function: calcium ion binding. Bases 79 to 615 code for a protein of 178 amino acids. The record is from RefSeq and is a predicted model, not a curated record.